Molecule: messenger RNA, 1860 nt
Organism: Gastrolobium bilobum
Lineage: Eukaryota; Viridiplantae; Streptophyta; Magnoliopsida; Fabales; Fabaceae
Product: protein ETHYLENE INSENSITIVE 3-like
Cellular component (GO): nucleus
Molecular function (GO): DNA binding; DNA-binding transcription factor activity
Source: RefSeq, a predicted model, not a curated record
CCUCACUCACAGUCGCUCACAGGCUCACCUCGCUCACGGCUCACAGUCUCACAGUCGCUCCCGGCUCACCUCUCUCAGUCUCUCACUCUUCUCCAAGGUGUAUAGGCCUUUAAUAUCUUGACGAUUUAUUGACUAGAGUUGGUUUAUAGUGCUGAAGGAGCGUAAAAUUUGAAACCAGUUUUUUACUCACUCAAUCUCAAGCUUACCGGUUAAAUCCAUUUCUUCUGAAAAUUUAGGCCAUCUUUGGGGGUAUUUUUUCUUGGGAAAAGAUGAUGAUGUUUGAUGACAUGGGGUUCUGUGGCGAUUUGGAUAUGUUAUGUGGUCCACUCGGGGAAGGAGAUAUUUCUGCCAGGCAAACUGAACCCGAUGCAGGAGUUGAUGAUGAUUACAGUGAUGAAGAAAUUGAUGUGGAUGAGCUUGAGAGGAGGAUGUGGAGGGACAAAAUGCGUCUCAAGCGAUUGAAAGAACAAACUAAGGCUAAGGAAGGAAUUGAUGCAGCAAAGCAAAGGCAAUCCCAAGAACAGGCAAGGAGGAAGAAGAUGUCAAGAGCUCAGGAUGGAAUACUGAAAUACAUGCUGAAGAUGAUGGAGGUUUGUAAGGCGCAAGGAUUUGUUUAUGGGAUAAUUCCUGAGAAGGGAAAACCAGUGACUGGGGCAUCUGACAACCUUCGUGAAUGGUGGAAGGAUAAGGUUAGGUUUGAUCGCAAUGGUCCAGCUGCCAUAGCCAAGUAUCAAGCGGAUAAUGCAAUCCCUGGUAAGAAUGAUGGAUGCAAUUCGAUUGGUCCAACUCUGCACACCUUGCAAGAGUUACAGGACACAACCUUGGGUUCUCUCUUUCAGCACUGUGAUCCCCCUCAGAGACGGUUCCCAUUAGAGAAGGGUGUUCCUCCACCAUGGUGGCCGACCGGGAAUGAAGAAUGGUGGCCUCAAAUUGGUUUACCUAAAGAUCAAGGCCCUCCACCUUACAAGAAACCUCAUGACCUGAAGAAGGCAUGGAAGGUUGGUGUUCUAACUGCAGUUAUCAAGCAUAUGUCUCCUGAUAUUGUCAAGAUUCGCAAGCUUGUGAGGCAGUCCAAAUGCCUUCAAGAUAAAAUGACAGCCAAGGAAAGUGCAACCUGGCUUGCCAUCAUCAGUCAAGAGGAGUCCUUGGCUCAAGAGCUUUAUCCUGAGUAUUGCCCCCCAUUGUCCUCUGCUGGAGGCAGUGGGUCAUUGGUCAUCAAUGAUUGCAAUGAGUAUGAUGUUGAAGGGGCUGAAGAUGAGCCAAACUUUGAUGUGGAAGACAGGAAACCCGAGAAUCUUCAUCCAUCCAAUCUUGGGAUGGAGAGAAUGAGGGGAAGGCUUCCAGUUCAGCAACCAUCUCAUCCAAUCAAGGGAGAGGUUGUUACAAACUUGGAUUUUAUUAGGAAGAGGAAGAUCUCAAGUGAGUUUAGCAUGAUGAUGGAUCAGAAAAUUUACACACGUGAACAUCCUCAGUGCCCUUACAGUGAAGUUCGCCUUGGUUUUCAAGACAGGUCUUAUAGGGACAAUCAUCAAUUGAAUUGUUCGUAUAGAAGUAGUUCUGCAGAUUAUGGUGUUCUCAAUUUUCAUGCUACUGAGGUUAAGCCAGUAAUAUUCCCCCAGUCGUUUACUACAUCUCGUCUGAGUAGCGAAGCUUUGCUAACAAAAGUAAGUUUUUAGCAAAAGUUUUUAAUACCAGUUAUCUAUACGUUUAAACUACAGUGCUACAUUAGGAAUAUGUUAAAGUCUAGCGUAUAUUAGUGACUUAGAAAAUUGUUAUAGUGACUUAAGAAUUUUGUAGUGACUUAGGUAUUAUUAUUAUUUAAUUACGAAUCAAUUAGUGAACCAGGUAUUAUUAUUAUUU